UUUAUGUCGUCCAAUUUUUAGCUCAGACAUGACAAAUUUAUGUAUAUUUCUAUUUUCAGGGAUUUAUCAGGCAGAAAUUUCUUUGUUUGGUCUCUCUGAAAUCAUUCUACGCACCCAAAUUACGAGGCGAGCUGAUAAUUAACUCCACAUGCCUCAUGUAAGGCAUUUAUUGAUCGUGUAUCACUUAAUUUCAUCAAUACUCAAGAGAUCAAUCGUUUGAGAUUUAAAAACGUGCAGUGAUAGCAUCCCGUGACGUUACUAAAUUGCAUCAAUCAUAUCUUUCGUCCUCGGAGACAUUCUGUCAACCAAAAGUACAAAGCAUAUGAUAAUACCCCGUCGAAAUAUGGAAAAAGAGAGGGGUUCAUUAUCUUCCAUCUCAAAACAAAAAUUAACGUUCUCAUUUACUCAAUAUUUUAAUCUUCGAUCAAAAGAUAAACAAUAGAACACUCAUGAUCGCUGUCGUAGUCAGACAUAAAAUCCCUAAUGAUAUCAUCCCCCUCCUCUUCAUGGCAAAUCUGAGCAGAAAAAAUGAAAAGAAAAAUUGAGGUGGCUAGGGCUAUUAGUUGGAGUUCAUGUGUCGUCAGUCGGUGCGUGGACAGCCAGUCGAGAUGUUCAUUCUCCUCAACAAGACCGAAAUUUAAAACUAAUUUUGCAGCCAACAUUUUUCUGACACUGUUUAAAUAUUGACGAAACAAAUAAAGCCGAUAUUUUCGUAAAUGUCGGGUCUCGGGAAUCUCCGAUAAUCCAUCAGUGUUUGUACAAUCGUCAAUUGAACCAAGUGCUUCUGGUGAACAUGAGUUGUCCAUCGCCGAAUAAAUUUGAUAGGGCGGUUUUUUACCAAUUUUAUUAUGCCAUACAUACGAUGAUGACAUUGAUCAGCCCGGGGAUGAAUAUCGGAUAUUCGGCAGUGGCUUUACCAUUAUUAACAAAAAAUGAUACCUCCGAGGCAAGUGAUGCCAUUUUUUAUGGCAAUGAAAAGGCUGCUACUUGGUUUGCAUCAAUUGUGGGAAUUUCCGGCCCUUUUGGGUGCCUCCUUGGGACUUUUUGCAUGAGGACAGGGAGAAAAAUUCCGAUGGCUAUCACUGGAUUCACAUGUGCCGUUGGAUGGCUGAUAAUCUCAGUCAGUUACGGAGUGGAACAAAUUCUCAUCGGGCGAUUUAUUGCAGGGGUUGGCACGGGUCUAGUGUCAGCGCCAACGGUUGUUUACAUUGCUGAAAUAUCAACACCUCAGCAUCGGUUGGGUUUAAUGAACGGCACGAGUCUCUCUGUAGCCGCUGGAAUUUUAAUUAUUUACAUUCUUGGUUACUUCAUUCCGAAUUGGCGGAUGCAGGCCACUAUAUCGACUAUAAUUCCACUUGUCUCCGCCUCAUCGAUUCUAUUAUUCCUCCCUGAGAGUCCCAUGUGGCUCCUCCACAAUAAUCAAGAGUCAAUGGCCAAACAAUGUCUCAUGAAACUCCGAGGAUUGAAAAAAGAAACAGCUGAACUGAAUGCCGAAUUCAUACAAAUGCAAAAUGACUGUUUAAAAAAAUUCAAAGAGUGCGAAAUGGAGUCCAUCUCACUGGAAAUUACUGCUAACAAGCCAAUAGAACAUCAAAGCUCCAGCAAAAUUUGCCGCAAAAUUCACAAAAUUUGGCGGAUAAUGCGGUUGCCAGAAGUUUGGAAGCCAUUUUUAAUUCUCAAUGCUCUGUUUGUUUUUCAACAAUUCUGCGGGAUAUGUGUGAUUAUUGCUUAUUCAGUCGACUUUGUCACCAAAGUUGGCUUGUCGGCUGAUCCUUUUCUCAUUACCGCUAUUAUGGGUGUUAUACAGUUCUUGGGGUCCGUACUACUUGUAUCCACGAGUCACAGACUGGGAGUGCGCAGCAUAUCACUAGUGUCCACUGUCGGAAUGGCCAUCUCGUUGGGGGCCUUAGGAAUUUAUCUGCAGUUCAUCAACAGUGAUGAUGCGUAUGAUAAAUAUCAACAUAUUGCAGUAAUUUGUAUAUUUAUUUCUGUGGCCGCUGGUUCCUACGGGUUGAUGGCAGUACCCUGGUCUAUGGUUGGCGAACUAUACCCAAUACAAUACGUGCAUUACCUUGCACCGCUGACCACAUGCAUGGCCAGCAUUUUUAAUUUCAUAACAUUGCAUAUUUAUCCGUUAUUGUUAGUCAAUGGCAUUGUGUCAACGGUUUAUAUUUAUACUGCAAUAUCGAUAAUCGCCACGAUCUUCGUUGCUCUAGCCCUACCCGAGACUAAGGGAGUCCGGCAUCAUGACAUUGUCGCAAGAUUUCAGAAGAAAUGAAACGUCCUGUUUCCUUAUGAACAACUUAUAUUGAUUUCAAUCAUUUUUCCCAAGGCGAUCACAUGUGAAUUUUACAUGUCAAGUUGAUUGUGAUAGAUUUUUUACACUUAGCAAUAAUGGUAAUCAAAAUUCUUAGAAAAAUAAAAGCCCUAGAAAUUAAUGAAAAAUGAGAAUUGUUAUUUGUCAAUAAAACGAAUUUUUAAAA
Messenger RNA from Diachasmimorpha longicaudata, 2483 nucleotides. RefSeq lists its product as uncharacterized. The transcript is spliced from 7 exons. Gene Ontology annotation, cellular component: membrane. Gene Ontology annotation, biological process: transmembrane transport. The record is from RefSeq and is a predicted model, not a curated record. Bases 794 to 2278 code for a protein of 494 amino acids. NCBI's taxonomy places the organism in Eukaryota, Metazoa, Arthropoda, Insecta, Hymenoptera, Braconidae. Gene Ontology annotation, molecular function: transmembrane transporter activity.